This is a messenger RNA of Gadus macrocephalus (Pacific cod), 4884 nucleotides long. RefSeq names its product phospholipase C, eta 2b (gene plch2b). Gene Ontology annotation, biological process: phosphatidylinositol-mediated signaling; lipid metabolic process. Gene Ontology annotation, molecular function: calcium ion binding; phosphatidylinositol-4,5-bisphosphate phospholipase C activity. The record is from RefSeq and is a predicted model, not a curated record. The coding region runs from base 399 to 4235 and encodes 1278 amino acids. The transcript is spliced from 20 exons. NCBI's taxonomy places the organism in Eukaryota, Metazoa, Chordata, Actinopteri, Gadiformes, Gadidae.
UCUGGGAUUAUAGCCUGAGGAAGAAGAAUUAGUGAGUGACACGUGUCGCAUAACCUCUUUCCCCUCCGAGCGCUCCCAGCAGAAAGAUAAAUAAACACGCCCGCCCUCAGCUUCCAUGGCUAAUUGAAGCCCUUCCUUCCCCUUCGCUCAGCCACACACGGUGAAGAACAUGGAAUGGACUACGGUCGGGACCAGCACCAGCUCCCCUGAUCCCUGCGGGAAGACCCAGGUCAGCAGGCUGGAGAACCGGUGUGUCUAGGAGGUAAGCCUGGAGCUGAGGAGCAGCGACUGCCUGUGCUUCAGUUCCUCUGCCCCCCCCCCCCCCACUGGAAGUUAGGGUCCAUGUCCAGUGAGCAACAACAGCCGGAGGAACCGGGAGGAGGGCUAGCUGGAGAGCGAUGCACUGCAACGCAGGAGGAAUGAACAACAUGGCACCGGCCAACAUGGUGCCUCCCUCUCCGGGGCUGAACCGCACCCCGCCGUCGCCCUGCCUGUCCCCCGUCAGGACCACCUUCCAGGCCCUGUCUCCCUCCAGCUUGUCCCCCUCCCUGAGCAAGAGGUCGUCUCCCCAGGGGAAGCAGGUCCCCACCGGUAGCCCCCUGAGCCACCCCACGGGGUCCAUCAUGACCUCCCCAAAGCUGUGGCAGAAACACUCCAUCUCCAGGCUGGCCGAGGAAUUCUUCUGGAUAGGGGGUAGCGUGGUGGUACAGCCCAAAUGGAGACUGGGACAGAUGGUUGAGAGGUGCAUGUGCACCAUGCAGAGUGGCAGUCAGAUGAUCAAACUGAAGGGCAAGAAGAAAGGCCUGAACCGCUUCUUCUAUCUGGACGAGCACAGGUCCUGCAUACGCUGGCGUCCGUCACGCAAGCACGACAAGGCCAAGAUAACUAUUGACUCCAUCCAUGAGGUGUGCGAGGGCAAGAAGUCUGAGAUCUUCCAGCACUACGCAGACAACCGCUUCGACCCAAACUGCUGCUUCAGUAUUUACUACGGCGAACGAGUCAAGUCCCUCGACCUUGUCUCGACCAAUGGGGAGGAUGCUCGCACCUGGAUAACCGGCCUCAAGUACCUCAUGGCUGGCAUCAGCGAUGAAGACUGCCUGGCCAGAAGGCAGCGCACCCGCGAUCAGUGGCUCCAGCAGACCUUUUCAGAGGCAGACAAGAAUGGGGACGGCACUCUGAGCAUCGGAGAGGUUCACCAGCUCCUCCACAAACUCAACGUCAACCUGCCCAGGCAGAAGGUCCGAGAGAUGUUUAAGAUGGCGGACACUGAUGAGAACCAGGGCUCGCUCGGCUUCGAGGAGUUCUGCUCCUUCUACAAGAUGAUAUCAACACGCCGGGACCUCUACCUCAUCAUGAUCUCCUACAGCAACCACAAAGAAGUCCUGGACCUCAACGACCUGGCCCGCUUCCUGGAGAUCGAACAGAAGAUGGUGGGCCUCCCCAGAGAGCAUCUGCUGGAGAUCGUGGCCCAUUUUGAACCUUGUCCUGAGAACCUGCAGCACAUGGUACUGGGUAUAGAUGGGUUCACCAAUUACAUGAGGAGUCCAGCAGGAGACAUCUUCAACCCAGAGCACCACACGGUGAACCAGGACAUGACCCAGCCCCUGUGCAACUACUACAUCUCCACGUCCCACAACACCUACCUGACAGGAGACCAGCUUCUGUCCCAGUCCAGGGUGGACAUGUACGCCUACGUCCUCCAGGCUGGCUGUCGCUGUGUGGAGGUGGACUGCUGGGACGGCCCGGACGGGGAACCCAUCAUACACCACGGGUACACCUUGACAUCCAAGAUCCUCUUCAAAGACGUCAUCGAAACGAUCAACAAAUACGCUUUCAUCAAGUCACAGUACCCAGUGAUCCUGUCCAUAGAGAAUCAUUGCACCGUGCCACAGCAGAAAAAGAUGGCUCAGUAUCUGAUGGAGGUGCUGCAGGACAAGGUGGAUCUGUCCCACAUCAACAUGAAUGAAUGCAGGAAGCUGCCCUCCCCUGAGAUCCUAAAGGGGAAGGUUUUAGUCAAGGGAAAGAAGCUGCCGGCAAACCUCGACCCUGAGGUGGAGGAAGGAGACGUUUCAGAUGAAGACACUGGGGACGACGAGGAAGAGGAUGAUGAGGAUGAUGACACACAGAAAAACCCAAAUGAAAAUGGCCCAGCCGCUGGAAUUCAACCAAAGAGGAAGAAACAAUUUUGCAGAUCCAUCUUGAGGAGCUUCAAACGUAAGAGGAAAAAGUCCAUGAAAGGGAAAAGGCGAACGUCAUCCGUUGGAGAAACCCACCCUGGAAUCCACAGCCAAAACGAAGACACUCGAAUUGUUUACCACCCAAAGAAAAGGAAAACCAUGAGAUUGUCGCGAGCUCUGUCUGACCUGGUCAAGUACACCAAGUCUGUGCGUGUUCAUGAUAUUGAGACACAAGCCUACCUGACCAGUUGGCAGGUAUCGUCCCUCAACGAGACCGUUAUGAACCAGAUCUUACAGCUGAUGCCGGGACAGUUGGUGCGUUUUAACCAGCGUCAACUGUUGCGAGUCUAUCCAUCCAACUACAGAGUGGACUCUAGCAACUUCAACCCACAGCCCUUCUGGAACGCUGGAUGCCACAUGGUUGCAAUGAAUUACCAAACAGAGGGCCGUAUGCUUGAAUUGAAUCAAGCCAAGUUCUCAAUUAAUGGCAACUGUGGAUAUAUUCUGAAGCCUAAAUGCAUGUGUAAAGGUGCCUUUAAUCCCGUUUUGGAAGACCCCCUACCCGGACAGAGAAAGGCUCAGCUAGUUGUGAAGAUCAUCAGCGGCCAGCAGCUUCCCAAACCCAAAGACUCUGUGUUUGGAGACAGAGGAGAAAUCAUCGAUCCAUUUGUGGAAGUUGAAAUUAUCGGCCUACCUGUUGACUGUUCCAAAGAGCAGACCAGAGUGGUGGACGAUAACGGUUUCAACCCCAUGUGGGAGGAAACUGUUGUCUUCAAUAUUCAGAUGCCGCAAAUUGCCCUGGUGCGUUUCCAGGUGUGGGAUCAUGAUCCAAUUGGAAGAAAUUUCAUUGGACAGAGGACAAUAGCUUUCACUAGCAUGAUGCCAGGUUAUCGGCAUGUGUAUCUGGAGGGUGUGAAGGAGGCCUCCAUUUUUGUCCAUGUUGCUAUCAAUGAUAUAACAGGAAAGGUCAAGUCAAAUGCAGUAAAGGCAGCCAAGAAACAUUUGCAAAAAGCAGCCAAGAAACACAUCAAGGGCCAUCAAAAGCAGCAGUCUGUGGACGUCCCGGUGAUGUGGUCCGACGACGUACAUCCACACCACUUCCGCAAGGACGUGGACUCCCUUUCCCAGGACAGCCGGCAGGCGGACAUGUUUCCUGGUCGGUUGGGGCCGGCAGCCAAAGCCGCCAUUCACAAGGGGGCCGCGAGCGAGCCUGUGAAGCGUGCUCACAGAGCUCAGAUCCAGGAGCCCCCGGAGGCCAGCAGAGGGAUCUUCAGUCGGACAUCCUCCACCGUCUCCAGCUCGGGGUCGACCGUGGUGGAAUUGAGACGGGACGACUCCGAUCACAAAAUCCUCCCGCAGAGAGUCCUUCCCGAUCAUCCUGACCUCGUUACCCAGGGUCCACUGCAAGCGGCAGAAGAACCGCUUGAUCCAUCGAAUGAAAUCUGGGUUCCACUCGAACGACCACCGGUUGAGCCGCCUGCGCUAAAGGGGUUCGGUGAGGGACUGGAGCCAGGCAGCAACAUCGCCCUUGAACCCCAGUUGGCUGCAGAGACCCAGUCGGCUGGGGGGUUCCCCCAGCGCGGAGAGCAUCCUCUCCCCUUCAACCCCUUUGUCGCCCUUGCUUCUCCACUACCCCCACCCGUCCCCCCACCGUCCCCUGCCAGGGAAAGACGGACCUUGGAGCGCCCUCCAAAGCAACGACCGCCCUCGCCAAUACAAACCAAGGGCCGCUCGCAGAGCUGCCCACGGAGGCGGAUUAAUGUUCCGCAGACACCGGCGGUAAACCGCAAACCUGCCGUCCACUGGCAGAAGCCUCCUGAGGGGGAGCGCGGCAGCCACAGUGACCAGGUGAAGCCUGUACAGAACGGACUCUGCCUGUCUGGCAGCGCAUCCAGCAGUGAUGCAAGCAUAGACAGCCUGGAGCUCAUGCCUUCCUGCGUGCCAGCUGGCAGAGACCAGCGUGGAGGCACCUUGCAGAGAGAGAUGAAUGCCCUCUUUGACCAGAAGAUAAGAGAGAUCCGCUGCAAAUCUCCCAUAUUUUUCAAUGAUGAGUUGUGACAUUCAGUCAUAGGAUGUGCACAAUGGCGUCUGUAUAUACAAUAUACAUUGUUAUUUCCCAGUGUAUAACAUCCACAAAAGAAAUCAUUUUUUUCAUUUUCUGUUAUUAAUUAGACAGUUCCACAUUUCAUAAUACUGACUACAGUCAUCAAAGAUCAUUACGCUUUCAAGGGGAAUACAAUGCAAUGAUAAAAGAUAAAAGAAAAUAGCUUUUUUUGCAUUGCUUAACAAGCUAAGCAUUGUUGCAUACAGACUGAGUACAACUUUAAUGUUUAGUUUAGCAAAGGAUACGGGAUUAAAUAAUUAGUCUUGCUUCAUUAUGGUUAAAACUAUUAUCAAUUGAAGUUCUAUUUUAUAUACCUUAUGAUGAGGCAGCAUAUUUUGUAUGUUUGUAUAUAACAUUUAUGAGAUGCUAUUGCCAACUGUACAAAGCCACCAUAUAGAUAAAAUGCAUAGUGCAUGGGCAUACAUUUCUAUUGAAAGGUUUAGAAUGUAGUUAUAGGUAUACUUUUUAAUUUAUCAAGAAUGUCUGAGGUGUACAUUCAAUUCAGCAUAUUUUUCUAACAAUAUAUUGAUAUAAUGAUAUAUGUGAAAGUGCUUAUUCAGCAAAGCUGAUGCUUAAGAAUUAAUAAACGUUAUAUAUAACAUG